AUGUCAGCCGGGGGUGAACAUCUGAAAGAUGAAGGCUCCAAGAGGCAGACGGUGCUCGCUGGCGGAGCCGCUGGGCUGAUCUCUCGGUUCUGCAUUGCGCCUUUGGACGUGGUUAAGAUCCGUCUGCAGCUGCAAAUCCACUCGCUCUCGGAUCCCCUUUCACAUCGGACGGUCAAUGGACCCGUGUACAAGGGCACUCUGUCGACGAUGCGGGACAUUGUCCGACAAGAGGGAGUCACGGGUCUCUGGAAGGGAAAUAUUCCUGCCGAACUGAUGUACGUCUGUUACGGAGCGCUUCAAUUCACCGCAUAUCGAGCGACCACCCAAGCGCUGGAGCAAUUGGGGCCUUAUCGUCUCCCGCCAUCCGCCGAAUCGUUCGUCUCCGGUGCUCUGGCCGGUGGCAUCGCAACCGCCACCACAUACCCUCUCGAUCUCCUCCGCACAAGAUUUGCCGCGCAAGGCACAGAAAAAAUUUAUCGAUCGCUGGGAUCCUCCGUGCUGGAAAUCGCACGGCAAGAAGGGACCAAGGGUUUCUUCCGUGGCUGCUCGGCCGCCGUUGCGCAGAUUGUACCGUACAUGGGACUCUUUUUCACAGCUUACGAAGGGUUCCGGCCGUCGCUGGCUCAGUGGGAACAAUUGCCUUUUGGCACGGGAGAUGCUGCGGCCGGUGUGCUCGCCAGCGUGAUUGCCAAAACUGGUGUCUUCCCGCUAGACUUGGUCCGGAAACGUCUGCAAGUUCAAGGGCCAACACGCACCCGAUAUGUGCAUCGCAAUAUUCCCGAAUACACAGGUGUAAUGCAGUCGAUUGGAUUGAUUCUCCGGACGCAGGGGGUGCGAGGUCUCUAUCGUGGUUUGACCGUGAGUCUGCUCAAAGCCGCACCGGCCAGUGCAAUCACCAUGUGGACCUAUGAGCGGGUCUUGAGGAUGCUCCAGGAGACUGAGAUUGUCGGAUAA
Molecule: messenger RNA, 954 nt
Organism: Penicillium oxalicum
Lineage: Eukaryota; Fungi; Ascomycota; Eurotiomycetes; Eurotiales; Aspergillaceae
Product: thiamine transporter TPC1
Exons: 2
Coding region: 1-954 (317 amino acids)
Biological process (GO): transmembrane transport
Molecular function (GO): transmembrane transporter activity
Source: RefSeq, a predicted model, not a curated record